Magallana angulata is the source of this 8181-nucleotide messenger RNA. Its product is annotated as zinc finger protein Xfin-like. The transcript has 4 exons. The record is from RefSeq and is a predicted model, not a curated record. NCBI's taxonomy places the organism in Eukaryota, Metazoa, Mollusca, Bivalvia, Ostreida, Ostreidae. Bases 380 to 4534 code for a protein of 1384 amino acids.
GGUGAAGUGUCUCCAUUCAUUGAAAGAAAUCAAAAUCUAUGGAGACCAUGUACCUCAACAGAAAACCACCAACCACAGUGAAAUAGCCUAGUCCAUUGAAAACUGUUAAAUACAUACCACCCCAAAGCAGUGUGGAAAAAACCCAAACAUUUUUCUUUUCAUCAGAUCUGCAAAAAUUUGUCAGUGACUGUAAUUAACAUGGGAACCAAUCAAACGGACCUUUACAGUCUCACUUGGCAGUCCUGUUGAAAUAAAACCUAGAUGUUGUGUAGUAGGACUUUUGACCCAAAGACUCUGAUUCCUUUCUGUAAUGUCUUUCUGUUGCUUUAAAAACUGCUGCUGAAUGUUUUUAAUUUGACUGUUGUUUACGCUUGUUACCAUGGAUACCAACCAGUGUCAAGUAUGUGGAAACUUCUUCAUCACCCUAACCUCCCUCAACAACCACAUCGAGACACACAGCAAAAAAGAGCUGUACCACUGCAUUCUGGGAUUGCGGAACACCAUUGCCAUGUUGUCGCGGCAACCGUUGCCGGAGACAACCUACCAGGACAACAUCACCGCGACAGACCUGUCACAAAACCACCACGCUCACACCACCAGCCAAUCAGAAAAACCGACCACCAGCAAUGCCAGCAGUGCCGUGUUGUCUAUCCCAUCAUCCUCUGCUGCCUACGAAAUCCACACAGGUGCCGACGGCUCACAGCCAGGUCUGAUGCAUGUGAAAACUGGUGCCUUGGAGAACUCUGUACCCAUUACACCACCCAAUCAGAACCUUGUCAACUCUGAACCGCACGCCACUGAAACCAUAUCCUCACACCACAAUGCAGAGCCUUUGCAGAGUGUGGCAGCUGCCGGGAUUGGUUCCGUGGAUUCUGUUCACUCUGAGCCUACCACCGCGGACAUGUUGACCUGUCCGAUAUGUAAGAAGAAGUUAACGUCGUCCUAUACGCUGUAUCGACACAUGCAGAGUCACUACGACAAGCAGGCUGAUUCCUGUCAAGUCUGUGGGAAAGAAUUUGUUGGUAAGAGGAGUUUGGUUGUACACAUGAGGACCCAUACAGGAGAGCGGCCUUACAAAUGCAACACCUGUGGGAAGCAGUUUGCACAAUACGGCACUCUGUAUCGGCACCGCCAGAUCCACAACAAAGGGGACGCUGCCAGCAAUAGUCAGUCAGCCACCACCGCCACCACCUCAACGGCUGCCACCGUCCCCCCACUCCCUCCACCGGACCCCACAGAAACCGCCCCCAUGGAGGACCCCACCAAUCAGAAACAACACUUACAACAACAGCACCACCACCACCACUCUGCCAGUCUGAAACAUCUCAACAACACCACUCAGUCUUUGGCGACUGGAGGUCCAAACUCGGGUCCAGAGAAUGGGCAGGAAUUGUCUGCUGAGCACAGGCAAGAGAGGAUGGGUCUGCCCAUCGUAGAGCACAGGGAAAGUUCAGAGGUCCUGCGACCGCCCGAGAAAACAACCAUUCUGAGCGUGCCCAGCACAGAGAACAUGACCCACGAUCAACAGGAGAUGGGGGAGAGUUCGGCCUACCCUAACACGCAGCAUGUGUCCGAUACUGACGCAAUAAAUAAUCUGUUGUACCAGCAUGUGUUUGGGGACCAGCAGCAAUUUCUACAAGGCUAUCUCCAGAAUCAGCUCUUUGCCCAGACCCUGGCAAGGUUUCCAAACUGGGGUUCGGAAUUUGCCUUGAUGGCCGGAUAUCCUGGAUACGCGGGUCUAGAUUAUAAGAAGCCCGAACAGGAUCAGAACUACGAUAUGGCAGCAUUGCCGAAUCCGCAGGUGGAGAAAGCUCGAAAUAAUGAUCCAGCGGCGGAACAACUCCAGGACACAUUUAGUGAUAACUCUGUCACCUCUUCCAAAUCGGAACGUCUGGAGUCCUUUUCUAGUCUCACAGAGUCACUUCUACGCCGCAGAAAUCAAAGCCCUGUCGUGACCUCGGUCAAUUCUGUGGUCGGUCCAGGAAUUCCCUCCACUUCGGCCCUCCCUGACCCUCCAAGCUCUAGGUACCCCUCCACCCUUGGGAUUCAGCCUCCCCCUCCCCCAAGCUAUGAGGCAGCCGUUCAGCAGUCUCUUGGAUCACCGGCAUUGUUGAACACCCCAGUUGUUGAAAACGACCAAAGCCAGAGCUCAUCUUCGGCCGCUGCGGCUGUGAACAUGACAGUCGAGCUAUCAUGUAAAGUGUGUGCCCAGAAGUUCCAAACCUCUGCUGAGCUCACCAAACACAUGAGCAUUCACAAUGAGAAAAACUUUGUCUGGUGUCAAGUGUGCCACAGUAAGUUCACCACGCCUUUCUCUCUGCGUCGCCACAUGAAGAUUCACACGGGGGAAAGAGACGAGGUGUGCGGUGUGUGCGGUAAACGCUUUAUUGAUAAGCCCAGACUAGUGGUACACAUGCGCACGCAUACCGGAGAGAAACCAUAUGCUUGUUCCAUCUGUCCAAAAACCUUCUCCCGGCGGGAAGUGCUGAAACGCCACGAAAAGACGCACUCCACCUUCAAGCCUGUGGAUGCCUCCACCCCAAAGUCAACUUACGAUGAGUUACCGCGGAAACAGGAGGUAGAGGUGAGGAAGCAAGAAACAGAGCACUCCCAAAUGGAUUCUGGGAUGUAUCUGACAUUCGACGAAGACAAAGUGGCAAUGACGACAUAUCUACCGAGUGAACAACAUCACCCUCCUCAUCCGGAGCACCAGGAUCUAGAAAAUGUGUCGGCCGUCUCUGAGCCGGAUAACUCCGCCAAUGAAAGCCGGUACAUGUACACUGGUGAGGGCAUCAAGUCCAGCACUCCACCAGUGAACGACAUCAUGUACCAACAUGAGGACGUACCCAUAAUGCCACAACAGGAAGAGGUGUCAGCGGAAACCAGCGAAUCGGACCAGACUUCUCCAAAAAAUCCGGAGAGCCAACAGGAGCAGGCUACAGACACACCGUCAGAUUCCGGAAGUGGGAAAGAGGUGGAAAUUGACCGGGACUCUCGGGCCAUGAACGAAAUCAACGACAUGUUGAUGAGGAACUUCACUAGUAAGGUGGACGGGGCGAAGCCGUACCAGUGCGAUGUGUGUAACAGGAAGUAUACGAUGCAGUCCUGUCUGCGGCGACAUAUGCUGGUCCACACGGGGCUGAAACCAAACCGAUGCCAGGUCUGUGGCAAAUCUUUUGUGGAGAAACAACAGCUGCUAGUCCAUUUCAGAAUACACACAGGAGAGAGACCCCAUCAGUGCUCUGUCUGUGGCAAGCGCUUCACACAGUAUGGGACCCUACACAACCACAUGCAGGUGCAUCGUAAGCAGCAGUAUAAUCAGGCAGUAGCCACGGGCCAGAAGAGCGACGACGAAGGGUCGGGCUUCAUCAUCAAGAAAGAACUCAGCGAGGAGGACGAGGAGGGAGGCCUCCCCAAAAAGUCACAGGAGCUAGUCAACGGGGAAUCCGGACCUUCCGACAUGGAGGGUACAGUGGAACAAGAGAUCCAGUCCGAUCCUGCCGUAGCCAAAUCUCCUUACGCUUCAGACGAAAGCCGAAGUGUCGAUGUAUCCAACAGGAUGCGAACAAACGCAGGGGUGACCGAAGAAAGUCAGAACAACGUGUCAGAAUUUGGAAGCGAAGCGGAAGGGGAAAAUUCGAAAGCGGAGUCUCCGGAGAAAGCGGGAGUGCAUGGAGGGGAGUCAGAAUCAACGGAUGCUAACGAGAAAUUGGACGGAACUGGGGCAGGGGGGUCAAAGACGGACCGGCCGGCCUAUGACUUUUUGUACGGGUAUCCCACCACUAGCCUUAUGUCCCUCAACUUGCUGGCGAACACGUCGGAGGUUCAUCAGAGCCUGAUGGAACACAUGGCACAGCUACAGCGAGCUCCAGAGAUGCAUCAAGGUCUGCUAGAGUACAUGGCGCAACUCCAGCGCGCCCGGAUGGUUGGGUUGACGGAUUACAACACAGCAUUCACGCGUCCGCCCGUUUCAUGCACCUACACGUCGUCCAGCGACAUAGGUCUGAACCUGACGACAUCGGAACACCACACCAAGGUCCUUGGCCUCAGCUGCGACAAAUGCGACGCAAAGUUCCAGGACCAAGAGACCCUUGAGAGUCACAUGAAGACACAUGCACUGAAAAAUGGAAAUGACGCCAUGUUGAGUCAGGCCUCUUCGGACGUCACGUCGCCAACAAAGAACGACAAGUUUCACACCUGUAAGACAUGUGGGAAAAGUUUUAGUGCGUCGUUUUGUUUGCGUCGCCACGAGAUGAUUCACAGCGGCAAUAAACCCUACAAGUGCGAGUACUGCCCGAAGGCUUUUGUCGAGAAACAGCAUCUCACGUGUCAUGUGCGCAUUCACACAGGGGAAAAACCUUACUCGUGCAGCACAUGUGGUAAAGCCUUUACGCAAUACGGGACACUGCACAAGCACCUGCGCACGCACAACAAAAACAAGCCACACAAGUGUCAGUUCUGUGAAAAAGCGUACUACGAGCGACGGCAAUUGACCAAUCAUUUGUUGACGCAUUUUGAAAACAAAGGGAAGUAAAUCUAUAACAUAUUCCUAGUUUUUUGAAUUUGACUUGUCAACUGAUCAGCUGAAGUUUUAGUUGUUUUAAUUUUUUUAAGAUGAAAAAAUGAAAUAUUUUGUUUGAUUCUGUAGGGACCAUUCAAUGUCAAAAAUAUAUAUAUAUAUAUAUCAGUAACAUUUUGAUUUGAAACUCAAGUAAAAUAUUUCUGUGCAUAUAUUUUUUGUACAUGUAUAUUGUAUAAUACUGCUGGGAGAAAAAAAUUGUGAAAAAAAAAUUUGAAGAAAAGAGAAUUCAUUGCAUUAUUAGUGGAAAAGUGUAUAAGAUUGUUAAUGGUAAUGUUGUUUAAAGAAAAAAAUUAUUGCAGUAAUUGAGUGAAAUCAAUAGAAGUCAGGAGUUCGUUUAAAAAAAAAAAAAAAUGUUCUUUUUUAAGAUAUAUGAUGUUUAUGAUUAAGCUGUAACCAAAUUUUUUUUUAAAUUAAAACAUACAUUUUCUUAUUCUUUGUUUACAAAAGUUAGAGAAUUAAUGUUUUGAGUAUUGAUAAAACCGAAUGAACUUAUAUCAUAAAAUUAUACAUUGCGGAAAAUUGUUGUGGUUUUUUUUUUCUUUAUUGAGAGAAAAAAAUUGUUUAAUAAGUUGUUAUUGUUACGGAUAUUUUAACAGAUUUUUUGUUUUUUUUGCUCUUUGUUAUUUGAUUGAUAUUCAAUGGAAUCUAAUGAUCUGUAGUGUCUUUUUUAUAGUUUUUUGAAACUUGCCUCAAUUAAAUGAAGGAUUAUUAUUUUUCGUUAUUUGAUUGUAUCUGAAGAGAUACGUUACUUUUUGUACAAUUUUUCUUCUUUUUUUUUUUCUUUUUUUUUUUGUUAUCGACAAAAAAACUUGAGUUGAUACAUUUUCUACAAGGUUGAUUUAAAAAAAAAUCUCUUUUACAUGUAUUUUUUCUCUUCUUUUCAUAAUGAAUAAAACCAACACCUUUUUUAUAUACAAAGUAUAUUUACAUAAGAAAUCAGAUUGUGUACUUUUUGCAAAGAAAAAAAACCUGUUGUACAAAGAUAAUUUUUUUACGAUUUCUUCAUUGUCUUAAGGUUUUUCGAUCAACAAAUAGAAACAUGUCCUUAAUUCUAUGUAACCCUUUGUUUUUAAUGACCAUACGGGGGAAGAAAACAACUAGAAAGGGGGCGGGGCUAAACUAGAAAAGGGGGCGGGGCUAAAAUUCUUCCUGUCAGAGCGUUUUUGGGCUGGAAUAAAUCUGCUGAGAAAUUUACAUUGUCAUAUGUUGAUGUCAUUUUACUUCAUGUAAUAUCAUAAGAUUGUAUAAGAUUAUAUAACCCCUCCCCCUCCCCCCCAAAAAUCAUUGAUCCCCCUCCCUCCCCCCAAAUCAUUUAACCUCCCCCACCAGCUAUGUGUGUAUGUAAUGCUGUUCAGCUUCAGCAAAGAACAUUAAGAAAGAUGUCAUUUAAUUAAUGGUGCCAAAUUGUUAAGUAUAUGAUUUUUUUUUGUUCACAUAUCUGUGAAUUGGAACAGAAAUCUGUGUGUUAUAGAUAGAUAGAGUAUUUACAUUGGUGUGCUAUAGUUAUAUAGAUAUACAUGUAUAUAUAUACCCCAUCUCACCCUCCCCCCUCCCUCCAUUUUGAAUAUUGCCCCAUGAUACAUUUACAAUACUUCCAUUUUUCACUCAGUCAUGUAUCUAUGACGCAAUAUUGUAAAGUUUGCGUCAUAAGAGGUUUGUAUCAUAUGACGUAGCAUAUUUUUGUUGGUUGCUAUUUAUAGUAAAGCCAUUGAUUGGCUGCUAUUUAUAGAUCUGUUAAUUCAAAAACUUGUAUGUAUUUUUUCAAUGUACAUGUAAUUAGAAAUGUGCUGAAACGUCCCUGGAGAAAGAUUUACAUACCUAUAUCUGCUUUCAGCUUCAUUUUGUUUAGCCCUGCAUUUGUCUUGAUCUGUUUUUUACCCUAGAAAACAUAUUUUGGUUUUUGGGAGCAUAAAUGGGGUUGGGGUGGGGGUCGGGACCUGGAAAAAAGUUUUCUCAUCUUAUAUGCACUUACUGACAUAUCUUUGGAUGAACUUGGACUGAAAUUGAUAAAUUCUGAUAGUUUUUCCUUGUAUGAUUUUACAUCUCACAUUUAUAUAUUGUGCACUUCUUCCAAUGUAGUCCUACUAGUAUAUUUGCAUUGUUGGAAAACUUUGGAAGGUCUCAUUACUAUUCACUGACAUACCACCGUAUAGAAUUUCAUACUCAAACUUUAUCAACUGUAACAGUGAUUUUCACUGGCUGGCUAAGGUAUUUUUUUUAACAAAUCAGAAUACACAACUUAAAAACCUAUCUUCCAAUAUUUUAUACGACCCCUUUUCAUGUAGGAGCCAAGAUGAUGUGAGACCAACUGUCAGUUUUCCAAUGAUGUUGCAAAUGAAUUAUUUAUUUUCUGGCAACAUUCCAAUUUUUAAACUUGACUAUGACCUUUGUUGACCUCUCACUGAUUAAUUUAUAAUCUGCACACACACCUCACUUUAGGUGCAUCACCCCCUUUUUUAGUAAUUAAAAAUUUACCUGUUUUAUAAAAAAAAAAACAACCCCUUAUUAUGAUUGAAAUGCUCAGAACUUACAAAUAUUUUACAGGAAAAAAUUGACAGAAUUUGCCUCUUGAAAGAAUAAUAGACAAAAACCCAAGUAUGAGUUAUCUCUCUUUAUCAGGGGGUAAAUGUACCUUAAUCAGACUCAGGAAGAAGAGCGUUUUUCUAGUUUUUAGAUAUUUUUUUGUUCAUUUCUGCCUGCGUAUUUGAUUAACCUCACAAUACAGCCACCUCAGUGUAAAAACACAGAGUCUCACAGAAUUGUCUUUUUAAUGAUCUGGACUCCAAAAUCACAUGGAUUAAUAUACUUUGUGUUUUUAAGGUUUUUUCUUUUGACUUGCAAUAUAUAGGAAUAUAUUUUUGUUAUUCCUUUCAUUUGGUAUGUCAUUGAAAUAUUGCAAUUAUGGUUUUUUUAAAAUUUGUUAUUUAUUGUUUUUUGUCGCUUUUGUUAAUUCUAGAGCACCAACCUUUGAAACUGUCAGGGGUAUAUUUUAGAUGUAGAUUAAUGAUAGUUCAACCAAAGGCAAUAUUCUUGUAUGUUCUUAAUGUAUGUUUUUUCUUGCAAUGAUUAUUCACAAUUCUUGGAUAUUGUGUUCAUAUUUUGAUGACAUCAUCAUUUUCUGUAGAAAGCAUCACCAAAAAAUGCUUACUAGAACUGCCCUAUCACCAAAUGCUAUGUAUAACACCUGCUUCCUUCUGCUGAUAAAUAUUUAUCUGGUGCUACAUCAUAUAUCUAUUUUUUUUCUUCUUUUUAUUAGAAAAUGACUACGCAUUUGCUUAGCAUUUUUUUGUGUUACAUGUCUCCAGCAUUUCGUAUAGUGCGUGUAUAAAAAAGUAGAUAUUAAUCAUUAAGACAACAAUUUUUUUUUACCCAGGGACGUUUCAGUAGAGUGUAUGUGUCCAGUGUUUCGCUUUAAUGUUAGACUUGUGCAUGCUGUAAAGUGCCAUGUAUUCGCCGAGGACCGAGGACUGAGGGCUGAGGGCCGAGGACUAAAGCCAGUGCUAUAGAUAGAUGUUUGUGACGUAUUCAUUGUUAUCAUCCAUUUUAGAUCUAGUUGUCUCCUUAUCAAUUAGAUAUGAAUAAAUGUUAAGAAAAUGUUU